This is a messenger RNA of Asparagus officinalis (garden asparagus), 2631 nucleotides long. RefSeq names its product probable galactinol--sucrose galactosyltransferase 2. Lineage: Eukaryota; Viridiplantae; Streptophyta; Magnoliopsida; Asparagales; Asparagaceae. The record is from RefSeq and is a predicted model, not a curated record. The transcript is spliced from 14 exons. The coding region runs from base 114 to 2438 and encodes 774 amino acids.
CCCACAUCCUGCUCUAUCUCUUUAACAAAAAAAAAAAAAAAAUUGUUCCAACGGUCAACAAAAAAAAAGAGGGAGAAGAAAGCUUAUAAUUAAGCUUUAUUCUCAAACCAACGAUGCUCUCUCUUCAUCAAACUUCUUCUCUCAAUUCUCUCUUCUUGCCAAGUCAUCGUAAAAUUCAACAUUAUGGGUUUCCAAGAUUUCGAAGGACGUGGAGGAAUUCAAUGGCCUUGGCCACAAAACCUCUGUUAGAAGAUGGGGUUUUGAGGAUUGAUGGGCGAGAUACACUUACGGAGGUGCCCGAAAAUGUCGUCGUGUCUCCGGCGAUGGAGGGGGCGGUGUACUUGGGGGCGGCGGCCGAGGAGGGGAAGAGCAGCCGCCAUGUCUUCAAGCUUGGUGUUCUUAGGGAUCAUCGGCUACUCUCCUUAUUUAGAUUCAAGAUAUGGUGGAUGAUACCGCGAAUGGGAAAUUCAGCAAGCGAUGUCCCAAAAGAAACACAAAUGUUGCUCUUGGAAGCAAAAGGCGAUAAAAAUGAAACAUUCUAUAUCGUGUUAUUGCCUGUAUUGGAUGGGCUCUUUAGGACCAGUUUGCAAGGGAAUUCAUCGGAUGAACUUGAGUUUUGCAUCGAAAGUGGUGACCCUGAGGUAGAAGAAUCUCAAUUCUCAGAAGCAGUGUUUGUGAACUAUGGUGAUAAUCCUUUUGAUCUUAUGAAAGAUUCCAUGAAAAUACUAGAAGAACUAAAGGGUACUUUUUCGCCUCGUGAAAAGAAGAAGAUGCCAGAAAUGUUGGACUGGUUUGGUUGGUGCACUUGGGAUGCCUUUUAUUUUGAUGUAAAUCCUCAAGGAAUUGAACAAGGUCUAAGGAGUUUAUCAUCAGGAGGGACUCCACCAAGAUUUCUGAUAAUAGAUGAUGGUUGGCAAGAUGUAGAUAAUGAAUUCCAGAAAGAAGGUGAACCAAUUAUUGAAGGUUCUCAAUGGGGAGGAAGGCUAGCAAGCAUCAAUGAAAACAGCAAAUUCAACAGCUCUGCAGGUUUAUCAGUUAAUGGAGAAAUAAAUGACAUGAAGGACUUCAUCACAGCUAUUAAAAAGACAUUUGGGUUAAAGUACGUGUAUGUUUGGCAUGCUCUUAUGGGGUACUGGGGAGGAGUUCAUCCAAAUGCACAGAAAACCAAGAAAUAUAACUCUACGCUACUUUACCCUAGUCAAUCUCCUGGAAAUCUCGCACAUUCAAAUGAUGCAGCUAUGGAUAGCAUGGAUAAAUAUGGUGUUGCUAUGAUUGAUCCUAACAAAGCAUUUGAAUUCUAUGACGAUCUACAUAGUUAUCUAGUCUCACAAAAGGUUGAUGGUGUUAAAGUUGACGUACAAAAUAUUCUCGAAACUUUGGCGAAAGGUUAUGGUGGUCGUGUAUCUUUAACUCAUCAAUUUCAGCAAGCACUCGAGAAAUCUAUAUCGAAAAACUUUAGGGAUAAUAGCAUAAUUUGCUGCAUGGGUCAGAAUACAGACUCUAUCUACAGUUCAAAAGUAAGUGCUAUCACCAGAGCAUCAGAUGAUUAUAUGCCAAAAAACGAGACAUCGCAAACUUUGCAUGUCGCUGCUGUCGCCUUUAAUAGCAUAUUUCUUGGGGAAGUUGUGGUUCCAGAUUGGGAUAUGUUCUAUAGCAAACACUACGCAGCGGAGUUUCAUGCAGCUGCAAGGGCUUUGGGUGGCUGUGGUGUGUAUGUCAGCGACAAGCCAAACGAGCACGACUUCACAUUGCUCAGAAAGCUCGUACUCCCCGAUGGUUCAGUCCUAAGAGCUAAGUAUCCCGGUAGGCCAACCAGAGACUGCUUAUUCAAUGAUCCAGUCACGGACGGUAAAAAUCUUCUAAAGAUUUGGAAUGUGAAUGAGGUUACCGGGGUUCUAGGAGUAUUUAACUGUCAAGGAGCAGGGUCAUGGUAUGGUGUCGAUGGCGCUCAAAAUACAAGCCCGGAAACUGAAAUCAAAGGUUUUGUGAGUCCAAGUGAUGUUGAGCAUCUUGAAGAAGUUGCAGGAGAGGAUUGGACUGGUGAUUGUGCUGUUUAUUCUUAUAAUGCUGGUUCUCUACGUAGAUGGCCAAAGGAUGGGUCAUUUGAUGUUGCUCUUAAAGUUCUAGAGUCUGAAGUUUUUACAAUUUCUCCAAUCAAGAGUUACAACCAAACAAUUCAGUUUGCACCCAUCGGACUCGUAAAAAUGUACAAUUCAGGGGGAGCUGUCAAAGCCGUUGAGCUCUCAGGUGAAGAUAACUGCCGUCUGCGCAUCGAAGGGAGAGGGCCAGGUCUCUUCGGUGCUUAUUCAAGCAGAGAACCAAAAACUUGUACGGUGAACUCGAAAGAUGUAGGGUUCAACUUUAGCAGCAAGGACAACUUUUUGACGCUAACAAUUCCUCUUGGGCGCAAGUCUUGGACAUUAGAUGUACACUAUUGAGGGUCGGUCUGGUCUUCAAACGGAGUUCUGUUACAAUUUUUUUCGUAUCACUGUGCUGGAUGACCUAUAUAAGUACAUUACAGAGUAUAAAAGUUCAUCAUCUAAGAAAUGUAAAAUGUUCUUGUAAAUCUCUGAUCUGAGUUUCUGUCGUCGCAUAUUCUUCUUACUUGUAAGCAGGGGAUGGCUUUUCAAA